Dunckerocampus dactyliophorus (ringed pipefish) is the source of this 12009-nucleotide messenger RNA. RefSeq names its product neurobeachin-like. Gene Ontology annotation, biological process: intracellular protein localization. Lineage: Eukaryota; Metazoa; Chordata; Actinopteri; Syngnathiformes; Syngnathidae. Gene Ontology annotation, molecular function: protein kinase binding. The record is from RefSeq and is a predicted model, not a curated record. The coding region runs from base 502 to 8655 and encodes 2717 amino acids. The transcript has 52 exons. Gene Ontology annotation, cellular component: cytosol; membrane.
UGGCCUCCACGCCACAACAGGUGUGGGUAAGGAUGGAAAUGAGCGUUUUCGUAGAUUAAUAGAAGCAUAAUUAAGUUAUAGUUUAAAGAUUUUAAUGCAGGAAGUUCCAUGUUCAUUCUACUUUCAAGCUACUAAAGCAAAAAUAUUGACAUAUUAGGUGGUUAAUUCUUAAACACCGAUACUUCAACGUAGCAGCCGACAGGGGGCGCGGAAAGCAGCACCGACCUAUUGAGUGACAUCCAGCGGAGUAGAAUGGGGCACGGUGUGGGUUAGUUCACCGCCUGGCACCGGCAGCACACUCCGGAACCACCAGGACUCUCCAACGGGUGGGCGUAAUUUGACAGACCCGGAUUGUGGCGGUUUCCGCUGAGCUUUCUCUGCUCUCCUUUCGGUACUCUCUGGAGCUCCUCCACUACACCGGGAGAUUGUCUGACAACCAGCUCCGGACAGUCGCUCAGGUGGACGCCACAAGCGAAGCCAGGCACCGGGGGUGAGGUGACCAUGCCUGGCUCGGUGCCCAUCACAUACCGACCACCUCCGCCAGGUCACGAGCACCACACGGCCCCAGGCGCCGCUCCAGCCGGAGAGACAGCAGCGAUGUCCGGCGCAGGUUCACUUGUGCUCCCGGCUGGCAUCAUCGACCCUUCUGUGCCAAUUCGUGACAUUAAAACGAAAUUUCUCGUUCUCACUGGACUAAUUCAAGCUGGAGAGGUGAACAACCGGGAUAUAGUUGAAACUGUCCUCAAUUUGUUGGUGGCUGGCGAGUUCGAUUUGGAGACCAACUUCAUUAUCCAAGACGCAGACGCCAUUGGCUGCCUGCCGGCUCUGCUGGAGCACUGCGAUGUCACCUGCCAGGCGGAACUCUGGAGCAUGCUCACCGCCAUGCUCCGGAAGAGCAUGCGCAACCUGCAGAUGAGCACCGAAGUCGGCCUGAUCCAACAGGUGCUGCUCAGGAUGAGCUCGGUGGACGACAUGAUUGCAGACUUGCUAGUGGACAUGCUGGGAGUGCUGGCCAGCUACAGCAUCACGGUGAAGGAGGUGAAGCUUCUCUUCAGCAGGCUGCGAGGGGAAGGCGGCCUCUGGCCCAGACAUGCUGUCAAGAUGUUGUCGGUGCUCAAUCAGAUGCCCCAGAGACACGGGCCGGACGCCUUCUUCAACUUCCCUGGUCGCAGUGCAGCUGCCAUUGCUUUACCUCCGAUCGCCAAGUGGCCUUACCAGAAUGGCUUCACGUUCAACACAUGGUUCAGGAUGGAUCCCUUGAACAACAUCACCGUUCACAAGGACAAACCUUAUCUCUACUGCUUUCGCACCAGCAAGGGUAUCGGCUACUCUGCACAUUUUGUGGGCAACUGCCUGAUUGUCACAUCUCUCAAAUCUAAAGGAAAAGGUUUCCAGCAUUGCGUGAAGUAUGAUUUCCAACCUAGAAAGUGGUACAUGAUCAGCAUCGUUCACGUCUACAGCCGCUGGAGGAACAGCGAAAUCCGUUGUUACGUCAACGGCCAACUGGUUUCUUACGGAGACAUGGCUUGGCACAUUAACACAAAUGAUAGUUACGAUAAGUGUUUCCUGGGCUCCUCUGAGACGGCCGAUGCGAACAGAGUCUUCUGUGGACAGCUGGGAGCAGUCUACGUGUUUGGCGAUGCUCUGAAUCCCGCUCAGAUCUUUGCCAUCCAUCAGCUUGGCCCAGGCUAUAAGAGUACAUUCAAGUUCAAGUCGGAGAGCGAUGUCCACCUAGCGGAACAUCACAAGCAAGUGUUGUAUGACGGCAAGCUGGCCAACUCCAUCGCCUUCACUUAUAACUCCAAGGCCACCGAUGCACAACUCUGUCUGGAGUCUUCGCCCCGAGAAAACACCUCCAUCUUUGUCCAUUCACCCCAUGCUCUUAUGCUACAGGAUGUGAAAGCGACAGUGACUCACUCCAUCCACCGCGCCAUCCACUCCAUCGGUGGCAUCCAGGUUCUCUUCCCUCUGUUUGCCCAGCUGGACUACCAUCAGUUAAACGACAGCCAAGUGGAGAGCACUGUAUGUGCUACUCUCCUGGCCUUUCUGGUGGAGCUACUUAAAAGUUCCGUUGCCAUGCAGGAACAAAUGCUUGGAGGAAAGGGCUUUUUGGUGAUUGGAUACCUCCUAGAGAAGUCGUCACGGGUGCACAUCAGCAGGUCCGUGCUGGAGCAGUUCCUCGGAUUUGCUAAAUAUCUUGACGGGCUCACAUUCGGGGCGCCACUGCUCAAGCAGCUAUGCGACCACAUCCUGUUCAAUGCCGCCAUCUGGAUCUACACCCCUGCCAAGAUCCAGCUUUCUCUCUACACAUACCUCUCCUCCGAGUUCAUCGGCACGGCAACCAUCUGUAACACCAUUCGACGAGGCGGCACGGUGCUCCAGCUAAUGCACACUCUCAAGUACUACUACUGGGCUGUCAACCCCGCAGAUGGCAGCGGCAUCACCCCGAAGGGUCUCGAUGGUCCACGGCCGACCCAGAAAGAAAUCAUCUCUCUGCGGGGAUUCAUGCUUCUCUUCCUCAAGCAACUCAUCUUGAAGGACCGAGGUGUGAAGGAGGAUGAGCUGCAGAGCAUUCUCAACUAUUUGUUAACAAUGCAUGAGGAUGAGAAUCUGCACGAUGUGUUACAGUUGGUGGUCGCCCUCAUGUCUGAGCACCCCGCCUCCAUGAUCCCUGCUUUUGAUCAGAGGAAUGGGAUACGGGUAAUCUAUAAACUCAUGGCUUCCAAGAGUGAAAGCAUUCAAGUGCAAUGCCUCAAAGCGCUCGCGUACUUCCUCAAGCAUUUGGGACACAAGAGGAAGGUGGAAAUCAUGCACACUCAGAGCCUCUUCACCCUCCUGGGAGAGAAGCUGCUGCUACCCAGCGGCACUAUGACGGUGACCACCUACAACACCUUGUAUGAGAUUCUGACAGAGCAGGUGUGCACGCAGGUGGUCCACAAACCGCACCCUGAGCCUGACUCCACCAUCAAGAUUCAGAACCCGAUGAUCCUAAAAGUGAUAGCGACUUUAUUGAAGAACUCAGCUUCCGGCCCAGAGCUGAUGGAAAUCCGCCGCCUCUUCCUUUCCGACAUGAUCAAACUGUUCAGCAGCAGCCGAGAGAACAGACGAUGCUUGCUUCAGUGCUCUGUGUGGCAGGACUGGAUGUUUUCUCUGGGAUACAUCAACCCCAAAAACCCAGAAGAGCAGAAGAUCACAGAGAUGGUCUACAACAUUUUCCGUAUUCUGCUGUACCACGCCAUCAAGCACGAGUGGGGGGGCUGGCGUGUAUGGGUGGACACCCUCUCCAUCGCCCACUCAAAGGUGACAUAUGAGGCACACAAGGAGUACCUGGCAAAGAUGUAUGAGGAGUACCAGCGUCAAGAAGAGGAAAACAUCAAGAAAGGCAAGAAGGGUUUGGUCAGCACCAUCUCAGGUCUGUCGGCUCAGACCUCUGGCAUCAAAGGUGCGGUUGAGAUGGGAGCAAUAGAUCGCAACUCCCAGUCGCCAGGAAGCCAGGGGGAAAAUGAUGGCGUGGAUCCCCGUAACCUCCUGGCAGAAGGUCGGGGUCCAGAGGCGGGUCAGAAUGCAGGAGAUGGCGUUAGCGUUGAAGUCCAGCACCUCCUAGUGGACAUCAAGGCUGAGAAGGUGGAGGCCACAGAGGUGAAGAUGGACGACAUGGACACUCCAGGAGGCUGUGAGAAUGGAGCGCUCAUGGAGGUUGACUCCCUGCUGGAUAAUGUUUACUGUGCCGCAGUGGGGAAGCUGAGCGGUGACCUCAGCAGUGUGUUGCUGCCAAAGAGCAGCAUGGGCGACCAGAGUGCACCUCCUCUCAUCACACUGGAUGAUGACAAAGACAGCAACAACUUCUUGUUCUGCAAGGCCGACAUGGAAGGCGCAUUACUGCCUGACUUCAGUCCAGCUCAAACUUUAAUGCCACACAGCCCAGAAGCUUCACAUGCCUCCAGUGCCGGCCGUGAACUGGGCCUUCUGGCUCACAUGACUGGAAGCUCAGCGUUUGCCUCGUUACCCAGCAUCUUGGAAAAGGAUGAGUUUGGGAGUUUGGCAGCGUUGGACAGCAUUAACCAUGUCCCUCCUGCACAGGUUGAGGCACCCUCGUUCUCCACAAGUCCAGAGGUUGUGGCGCCCUCUAAAGGAGACAUUUCAGCUGGCUGGAGCAGGAACGCAGUUGAUGUGAAUGCCACAAGCAACACCUCAGAUGCAGUUGAGAUGAAGAUUCAGACAACAGCUACCACACAGAGUCUAAAUGGCCACCUAAGCAAUCCAGUGGACAGUGUGGACUUGAGGGGCGCGACCAUGCCUGAAGACCAGCGGCGGCAGUUCAGCCCAGGGCCUCGCACCACUAUGUUCCGCAUCCCAGAGUUCAAAUGGUCACCCUUGCACCAGAGACUGCUGGCUGACCUGCUCUUUGCCCUGGAGAGUGACGUCCAUGUGUGGAGGAGCCACUCCACCAAGUCCGUCAUGGACUUUGUCAACAGCAGCGAAAACAUCAUUUUCGUCCACAACACCAUCCAUCUCAUCUCACAGAUGGUGGACAACAUCAUCAUCGCUUGCGGGGGAAUCCUUCCCUUGCUCUCAGCUGCCACCUCUCCCUCUGUGGAGAACAUCGAGGCCAUGCAGGGCAUGUCCUCGGAGACGGCCAUCACAUUCCUGUCCCGUCUGAUGGUCAUGGUGGACGUGCUGGUCUUCUCCAGCUCGCUCAAUUUCAGUGAGAUCGAGGUGGAGAAAAACAUGUCUUCCGGCGGCCUGAUGCGUCAGUGCCUGAGACUCGUGUGUUGCAUGGCUGUGAAGAGCUGUCUGGAGUGCAGGCAGAGACACACAGACUUGGGGAAAAUGAUGUCUGUUCCAAACAACAACAAAUGCCAGGAAAUUCUGCCAAAUGCUGUGACCCCCGGCAAGACCAUUUUAGAAAGCAAUGUCUCCCCCAUCAAGGACCCUGAUCGCCUCCUGCAGGACGUGGACAUCAACCGUCUGCGUGCGGUGGUGUUUCGUGACGUGGACGACAGCAAACAAGCUCAAUUUCUGGCUUUGGCUGUGGUCUACUUCAUUUCGGUCCUCAUGGUCUCCAAGUACCGAGACAUCCUGGAGCCGCAACGCGAGACUGCCAGGACGAGCAGCAUGCACCAGGAGAUCGACUCACCGACCAUCACAGAACCAUCACAGACGUUCACCAACAGCAAUGACCACUUUUCACCACCAGAGGAGCCAUUCAUUCCCCAUGCAGACUCAACUAUCAGAGCAGAGCGGGUCGUCAGCGUGGUUAAUGGAUCUGACCCGGGGUGUGGGGCAGGAGGUCCAGACGCAAUAAGUGAGCUCUUAUCAGGCCUGGCGAAGAAGUCCCUGCAAGGUCUGUCCGAGCAGCCAACUGUGGAGGUGAUGAAGCAGCCGCCGCCUUGCUCCUCUGCCCCCGCUAACAAGGGGCUCAAUGUUAAGGAGAUUCUGAAGAGCCUGGUGGCGGCGCCUGUGGAGGGCGUGGAGGCCGGCCUUGAGCCGGUGUCCUGCCCGGACCCCGCCGCCAAGGCCCAGAGCAUUCUACCCAUGCAGUUUCACUCCUUUGACAGGAGCGUGGUGGUGCCUGUGAAGAAGCCGUCCCAUGGAGGCCUCGGCAUCAAUACAUUGGGUGGAAGUCCUUCUUCUGGCCUCUCGACCCCCAAUAUAUUUGCCUCUGUGACCCCCAAAAGCAUGAUCAACACCAUGGGAGCUGUCGAUGCCGCCACCACCUCCUCAUCCACGCCCUCCUCCGGUCUCGUCAAUGGCGCCACCAGUAAGAAUCUUCCAGCUGUGCAGACAGUGGCGCCGAUGCCUGAAGACACCGUUGAAAACAUGAGUAUUACGUCAAAGCUGGAGAGGGCUUUGGAGAAGGUGGCACCCCUGCUGAGGGAGAUCUUUGUAGACUUUGCACCCUUCCUGUCACGCACCUUGCUGGGCAGCCACGGACAGGAGCUGCUGAUAGAAGGUCUUGUGUGCAUGAAGUCAAGCACGUCCGUGGUGGAACUUGUCAUGCUGCUUUGUUCUCAAGAGUGGCAGAAUUCCAUCCAGAAGAACGCCGGCUUGGCCUUCAUCGAGCUCAUCAACGAAGGAAGGUUACUGUGCCACGCCAUGAAGGACCACAUAGUCCGGGUGGCCAACGAGGCCGAGUUCAUCCUGAAUAGACAGCGAGCCGAAGACGUCCACAAACAUGCUGAAUUUGAGUCCAACUGUGGCCAAUACGCCGCUGAGAGGAAAGAAGAAGAGAAGAUGUGCGACCACCUGAUCAGCGCCGCCAAACACAGAGACCACGUGACGGCCAAUCAGCUGAAGCAGAAGAUCGUCAACAUCCUCACCAACAAACAUGGCGCCUGGGGGAUGCCGGGCCAGAGGCCGUCACAUGACUUUUGGCGUCUGGACUACUGGGAAGAUGACCUGCGGCGGAGGCGGCGAUUUGUCAGGAACCCGCUUGGCUCCACCCACUUGGACGUCUCGUGCAAAACCCUACAGGAAUACGGUACAGAAAACGACGAGUUGGUCAAGUUGAAGAUACCCGUCCUGGGUCAAAGCAUACCCAGCCAGAACCCCGAAACAGAUCUUAUUCUGGAGGGAGAGGACGACUCAUCCGGCUUGUUGCAGGAGAAGGAGGCGGACAACCUGGGCGGCCCGGUGGUUCUGAGCAGCCCGGCGCAGCUCGUCGCGCCAGGCCUGGUGGCCCGGGGGACCCUGUCCAUCACUACCAGCGAAAUCUACUUCGAGGUGGACGAGGACGACCCAGCCUUUAAACGGCUCGGCCCAAAGGUCUUGGCGUACACCGAGGGUCUCCACGGCAAAUGGAUGUUCAGCGAGAUCCGUGCCGUCUUCUCCAGGCGCCACCUCCUGCAGAACAGCGCCGUGGAGGUCUUCAUGGCCAACAGGACAUCGGUCCUCUUCAACUUUCCCGACCAGGCCACUGUGAAGAAAGCGGUCUAUAGUCUUCCCCGAGUGGGAGUGGGGACCAGCUAUGGACUACCUCAAGACAGGCGAAUCUCAUUGGCGAACCCUCGGCAGCUUUUCAAAGCGUCCAACAUGACGCAGCGCUGGCAGAGGAGAGAGAUCUCCAACUUUGAGUACCUCAUGUUCCUCAACACCGUUGCAGGCCGGACUUACAACGACCUCAGCCAGUAUCCCAUUUUUCCGUGGGUUCUGGCCAGCUACGACUCAGAGGAGCUGGACCUCACCCUGCCGGCCAACUUCAGAGAUCUCUCCAAGCCCGUCGGCGCUCUCAACCCAAAGCGCGCCGCCUUCUUCGCCGAGCGCUACGAGUCAUGGGAGGACGAUCAGACGCCACCUUGCCAUUACCGGUGCCACUGCUCCACUGCUGCCUCAACGCUGCACUGGCUCAUCAGGAUGGAGCCGUUCACCACCUUGUUUCUAAGCGCCAAUAAUAACACAUUUGACCACCCAGACCGCAUCUUCUCUUCCAUUGCGCGCUCGUGGAGGAACUGCCAGCGGGACACCUCGGACGUGAAGGAGCUAAUACCAGAGUUGUUCUACCUGCCAGAGAUGUUGGUCAACACAAAUGGAUACCAUCUGGGGAUGCGUGAGGACCGCGUCAUGGUGAGCGACGUGGACUUGCCGGCCUGGGCCGAGACUCCCGAGGACUUCGUGAGGAUCAACAGAAUGGCCCUGGAAAGCGAGUUUGUGUCAUGUCAGCUGCAUCAGUGGAUUGACCUUAUUUUCGGCUACAAGCAGCGAGGCCCCGAGGCGGCGCGCGCACUCAACGUCUUUCACCACCUGACCUACGAGGGCAGCGUGAGCCCAGACGGGAUGGCUGACCCUUUGAUCAGAGAGGCCACGGAGGCUCAGAUCCGCAGCUUUGGACAGACGCCAUCUCAGUUGCUUAUUGAGCCACAUCCUCCACGCAGCUCCGCCAUGCACCUGAGUCCGCUGAUGUUCAAGGAGCAGAUGCAGCAGGACGUCAUCAUGGUGCUGAAGUUUCCCUCCAACUCUCCGGUGACGCACGUGGCCGCCAACACGCUGCCUCAUCUCACCGUGCCGGCCGUGGUCACCGUCACGUGCAGCCGCCUCUUCGCCGUCAACCGCUGGCACAACACGGUCGGUCUGAGAGGAGCACCAGGCUACUCUCUGGAGCAGGCGCAUCAUCUCCCCAUAGAGAUGGACCCCCUGGUUGCAAACAGCGCUGCGAGCAACAAGCGUCAGAUCACAGACUUAGUGGACCAGAGCAUCCAGAUCAGCACCCAGUGCUUCGUGGUGACAGCUGACAACCGUUACAUCCUGGUGUGCGGAUUCUGGGACAAGAGCUUCCGUGUGUACUCCUCGGAGACAGGUGGGGGUUCCGGCGUAAAAACGCCAAGGAAAGCUGACCCAGAUUGUGUUCGGCCACUGGGAUGUGGUGACGUGUCUGGCCAGGUCCGAGUCAUACAUCGGGGGGGACUGCUACAUCGUGUCCGGCUCCAGAGACGCCACUCUUCUUCUGUGGUACUGGAGCGGCAGGCAUCACAUCAUUGGAGACAACCCCGUCAACAGUCAGUAACGCACUCUUUCCCCUCGACCCUUAAAAGUAUGCAUGGAUCAUGCAUAAUGAUCCGGUCUUCAUGUUGCGUUGCGUUUUCUCCCAUAACCUUUGAAGUCAUCUUAGUCGUGAGCGUUUCCAUAAUUAACGCCGUCAAAUCUCGGACAUCUCAUUAAGAAUUUCGGCUCGGCUGCUUCCAAUUAGUGCUCCUGUUCCUUGUCGGAGGGGGGGAAAAAAAGAAUUCCCUUGACGUCCACGCUGCGUACAAAGCGUCCUCAUCGCACACACAAAGGGAAAAGAAGAUAGGAAUAUCUCCUUCAGAUACUUUGGCCACUCCGGAGACACCAGAUACUGCAUGAUUUCCAUGCAGUAUCUGGUGUCUGGACACCACUAACACCUGGAAUGAUUGGACUUUUCUUUUUAAUCAUAAUAAUGACAGAGCUCUUUAUGUCGUUGUUGUCAUCGUCAUCUCAUCAUAAUAUUCUUUGCUGAUUGGCUUGGAGAAAUCACAUGGUUGUGCUGGCAAGUUAAGAUGAUUUGAUUUGAUUUGAUGAUCAUUUUAAUACAGUUGAAGCCACCUUAUAUUUAAUUGUAAUUGUUGCAUUAUUACUAUUAUAUCAUAAUAAUAGUACACAUUUGAUAUAUUAUGAUUAUAUUCUUUGCUGAUUGGCUGGUAUGAAUCACAUGGUUCUAGUGCCUUUUCAAGUCAAGUAAAUGUUAUCAAAUAUGGUUCCUUGACCUUUAAAGAGGCACCACACAAAGUGGACACUUCAAUAGGUACACUUGCAGACAUUUGAAUGAGCAUAAAGUGGUGUUAUUUUAACAUUGUGUUAAUUAUUGUAGGUAUGCAGUGGUCCCUCAUUGUAUCGCGGUUUUUCAAAAAUUAAUUAGUGAAUAAUUGAUCGCUGUUUCAGUCAAUAGACACGACAGUGAAAAAGAAGUUCCCCCAUUCUGUGUGAAAGUGGUACAUUUCUGGCUUCUUACGUUGUCCUUCUUCCUUAAGUUUACAAUAAAUAAAUUGGAGGCUAACUAGUUAGCUCGGUAAGCGGUGGUAGUGUCUUGUGUCCCUGCAUGCUGUAGCCUGCACAUAAGAGUUGUGCAAUGUGGUGUAAACAAAGAUAGCGACAGUGCAGUAGUGUCCAUUUCUUUACAUAUUGAGGAUGGAUGACAGGCUGACGGUGGUGUGAAAAAGGGUUUGCCCCCUUCCUGAUUUCUUUUUUUUUUGUCACACUUAAAUGUUUCAGAUCAUCAAACAAAUAAAAAUAGUAGUCAAUGACAACACAACCGAACACAAAAUGCAGUUUUUAAAGGAAACAUUUUAUUAUAAAAAACCAGAGACUUGCUUUGAUAAAUUGAAGCAUGAAUUCUGCUGUUGGUGACCUCAAGCUGAAACCAACUUGCUCUGCAGCAGGACAAUGAUCCAAAACACACCAGCACCUCUGAAUGGCUGAAGAAAACCAAAAUGACUUUAGGAAAGACUUUGGAGUGGCCUAGUCCAAGUCCUGACCUGAAUCCUACUGAGAUGCUGUGGCAUGACCUUAAAAAGGCGCUUCAUGCUGGAAAAGCCUCCAAUGUGGUUGAAUGACAACAAUCCUGCAAAGAUGAGUGGGCCAAAAUUCCUCCACAGCGCUGAAAGAGACUCAUUGCAAGUUAUCACAAACGCUUGAUUGCAGUUGUGAGCAGUUAUUAGGUUUAGGAGCAAUUACUUUUUCACACAGGGCCAUGCAGGUUUUUUCCCUUAAUAAUAAAUAGUUUCAUUUCAAAACUACAUUUUGUGUUCAGUUGUGUUAUCAUUGACUAAUAUUUACAUUUGUUUGAUGACCUGAAACGUUUAAGUGUGACAAACGUGCAAAAAAAAAAAAGAAAUCAGGAAUGGAGCAAACACUUUUUCACACCACUGCAUAUUAGGUAGUACAAGUGUAAAGGUGACUUAGGGGUGUUAUUUCAUGUCUAAAGGGGUCUAGUCAUGGUAAAAACAUAUUUACAAUGACAUAAACAGGUUUUCUAUGCUCUAACUACAAAAAUAUUCAAUUUAUCAAUAUUGAAUCCUACUUUGCAGGAAUUCAGUUUUCAAGCGAGGUCUGGAACCCAUUAACCGCGAUAAACGAGGGAUGACUAUAAUGUUUGUUAUUGCAGGUAUGAAGUUGGUUAUUGUAAGUAUAAUUGAAUAAUCCGCAGCUGCAACUGUUUAAUAUUUUCUGGAUUUAAAUACAGUAGCUAAAUAACGUAAAUAUUAAGAGGGAGCUGUCAGCAUGAUGCACCACUGCAAACUGCAACCACAGUAGUGAACAUACAGUAUGUAAACAUACUAUGUGACAAUGUCAGUCCAAGCAAUAAAGCACACUAGAGUGUGGAUGUGUCCCGUAUUGCACAUCAGAUCCAUAUGGACUUCCAUUGCUUCCUAAAAGGUGUAAGAGUGUAGCAAAAGAUGGCUUUCCACGUCUUCCACCUGCAAUCAUUAAAAAAGUGUCCCAUUCAACCGCACCCCCUCCUCAUCCCAUCACAAGACGUUGACUCAUCCGUGUCCCAAGGGUGGAUGCGACACGACGCGGAGAGAUUGAAUCUUUUGUGGGGAAGGUGAGCGGCUUCCAGUUUCCUAUUCUUUACCUCCCCAGAGGCUUUGGCUGACACUUGUCCUCGUCAAACCCCACCCCCGACCAAAACCACCCACAACUAUCGGCACCAGCAUCAUCGGAGCAGGUGCUGUGGGGACUGACAGGUCCAGGUCCUGGCUGGUCUCAGUGGGGGGGGGGGGAUUUUGGAAAUGUAUUUUAUUCAUUUAUUAACUUGAGAUACGUAGUACUUCUAUAGUUUUAAAUGUUACAUUUUUAAAACAUUAAUGUCAUAAAAUCUGAAAAAAAAUUGAAUGAUUGAAUUUAAAAAAGAAUAAAUUCUUAUAUACAACAUUACUUACAUUCAUUUCCUUAUUUGAAUGAAUAAACUUUACAGAGCUCCAGCAGAGCCAGUAUGUCCAACACGAGGGGGAGGGCGAUGUCUAUUACAAUGUGAUUGUGCCAUAAGUCUUAUCUAAAUGAGCAAAAUUGUAUUCUGAAGGACCAUAAACAGAAGUAGUUGUCUCUAAAAUUCAAAAAUAUGUAAUAAAAAUAACAUAAUAUAAUAUGUAAUAAAGAUUGUAUGUUAUUAUAAUUUAACAUGCAAUUUAAUUGAAAUGUGAAAAUUUGAUAAAGAAAGCAUUUUAUCUACAUAAUGAAUGAAUUCAGUUUUCCAAAUGAAAUGGAGCUGCAGCAGCGUGAUGGCCGCAUUUGUUUUGGGUCGGGUAGCUGCCUGCCCUUGCUAACCUCUCACCAACCAUCCCCUGUGGCUGUCAUCAAUCAUGUGACACAUGGCAUAGAGGCGAGCGGCUUGGCGGCCGUCAUCGAGCCACCGCCGCAUUUACAUGACAAGCCGAGCCCACCUCCCAUGUGAGCAGAUGUGCAUCACCCGAUUAACUUAUUUUUACACUUGCAACAUGUUCCGAAUGUUAAAAUCGGCCUUAAAGUUUUACAGAUGGUGACAGUCUGAUCCGGGAA